Messenger RNA from Endocarpon pusillum Z07020, 351 nucleotides. RefSeq lists its product as uncharacterized. The record is from RefSeq and is a predicted model, not a curated record. NCBI's taxonomy places the organism in Eukaryota, Fungi, Ascomycota, Eurotiomycetes, Verrucariales, Verrucariaceae. The transcript has a single exon. Bases 1 to 351 code for a protein of 116 amino acids.
AUGAUCGAGAUCGCCAGCAUCUUCGGCCGCAAACGCAUGAAGGUCUGCGCCGCCAUGCACGGCUCCGUCUUCGAGACCAACAUCGAGACCAUCGGCGACAAGGGCUUCACGCUCGAGCGGAUCGUGGUGUGGGCUAGUUGCCGGGAGAAGGAGCAGGGGCCCCUGAGCGGGGCCGAGGGCCAGGCUAUUGCGUUUCUGGAGGGGUUGCUGGAGCUGGAUCCGCAGAAGAGGUUGAGUGCGAAGGAGGCGCUGAAUCAUGAGUUUUUUGUCACGCCGGAGCUGGAUGAGCUGGUUGGCGAGGAGGUGGAGGGAGAUGAUGGUCAAGAUGGGAAUGGGGAGGUUGAUCGGUAG